AUCUGUCCUUGUGUACGGGGUGUUGUGUAAAAAAAAAAAACACCUGCAGGUGAAAUGCAGUUCCCAGGAAACACUGUGCAAUUUAAUGGAAAUGAGAUGCAGGUGAAUUGGAUACCAGGUACUGAUUAUGCCGGGUGACAAAGUAACCAUUUUUCUUAGUACUCCGUCUUAAUCUAUGUUGUUGUCCUAGACAGCAGCACGCAGUAUUUAGCCAUCAGCUGUUGUAAAUACUGAUCAAAUGUCAACUGUAAAAGGUGAUACUGCUACUUAGGACUAAAUCCCUAUGUUUUUUUAUUCAGCUCUGUCUGAGCAGAACGUUGGAUGGAACGAGUCUGCUGUGCUUCUGAGAUCGACGGCUUUUAAUGAUGUCACCCUUGUAAAUGGCAGAGCUGCCAAAGGGGGUGACUGAUGAGUUUCAGGAGAAUGUGUGUGUUCGUGGGUUUUUUCCCCUUUUGUAGUGCUUUAUUCUGUGAAGGCUGGCAUAGCCAGGUACAUUACAGCUCAGUCUCCUAGUCUUGGACCCAAACUUAAUUGUAAAAAGUUUCAGACUUUUCUAUCUCCGUUUGCUACAAAAUGCAUUACUAAGCUAAGGGAGUUUGUAAUUAACACAAUUGCUUACCCACAUCAUAAUUUGGCUGAGUGAUGCAUUGUUUCCUUUUUGAAGCUUCAAUUGAAUAUGCAUUAUAAAAACUGCAAAAGUCGUUGCAAAGAGGAAAUUGGCACUUUAGCAAAAGUUGAACUGCUUCCCAACCACCAUUGUUAAGUAUUGAAUGGAAUAUUAAAUAAGUACCAUGUGGUCUUCGCUUCAGAAUUAAAAUUGUGUGAUUAAAACAAGGGGAAGUCUGGUGUGAAAAUUAAGUUUUUGUGUUCAACAUUAUACAGUGAAUCCAUGUGCUUUUUUUCUGUAAAUAAAAAUGUGACAUGCACAUACAACUUUGUUUUUGUUUGUGUCUUAGUUAGGAUUUUGACUUGAGUAAUGUAAAGACCCAAAGUCCAGUCACUACUCUUGAGAGAUGCAUUUUCCUUCAAGUGGGCAAAAACGAUGAUUUUAUUGGAAACAAAUAUGUAUGCGUGGAAGCAAAUACACGUUUAUUGUAUUUUGUUUGUACUUACAUGUGCAGUUUCAUUUUUUGAGUAGCUUCACUGGAAUUGUCUUUGUAACAGAAUUCAUACGAUUUAACUUAAGUAUUGCACAGUAGUUUGAUUUUCACAUCACAGGCUGGAUAGCAACACAUUUUCAGAAAUGGAUUAUGCAUUCAUGGUAUAUAUAUUUUUUUUUUAAAGGAGGUUUCUUGAGAUGGAGUUAUGAAAGCUACAGAUGUGAAACUGAACCUUGUGUGUAAUUUUAACAGAAGUGGCUGUUGCAUUAUUCCAGGCUUCCACUAGAGUGUGCAAGAUUGUCGGGAACUGAAGUUCUUUCAGUUCAUUGACGAAGUUCAUACAAUAGCUGCCAGGACUGAGUGAGAAGCAGGUAGUAUUGUAUUUCGAGACAUAUGAAGAAAGAUUGGGACACAUUCAAUAAUCGAGCCACUGUCCAUAUUGUUGUGCUUUGAUGCUGUGCUUUUAUUUUUCUGAUGUCAGUGCAAAGAUGCAUUUUCAGUAAUGUUAAAACUUUUCUUAUCUUUAUGAAAAGUUGGACAAAACUGUGACUGCAUGACAUCAAUGUUGGCUGAAGUUCGGAGAGCAGCUCAUUGAUUAUGCAACUCAAUGGAUAAUAACUUGGCACUCUUAUUAAAUGUCAUAAUUGUUUUCAUAUGAUCAAGUACAUUGUAACAUUUUCGUGUAUCUUUUUUUCUUAUCCGUGUUCUGCAGCAUUAAAAUUAGGUAGCUAGAAACGUAAGAAAUAUCACUGUAGUUAUCACUUUUUUUCGAGGUCUCAAAAAGUUAGUGCAAUUUAACGCGUAUCAUCACUUUUUAACCAAUCAGCCUUUCGCUACGGUAGCCCAUCAGGACAUACUGUCCGCUUAAGCCGCGUUGCUCCGAGGGGUUCGAACAGACUGACAAUGGCGAGAUAGACGGUGGGAUGGAGGAGCUUCGCUUACAGCAAGGAAGGCACGGCGGACUUAGAUAAUGAUCUAUUAACAGGAAACCUCAGAAAUCUUAAUGAUAAGAGGAGUAACAUGAAACGGACGGUGUAACUACAAGCUGUAGGAGUGACGGGCCGUGUUGCUACGUAUGCAGCAGCAGCAAGGGGGAAGAAGCGCUAAGAGGAGAUCUCUAUCAUGAGAGAGAGAGAUCGGAGCAUUGUGGAGGUGCUGCAAUUUUGCAAUUAAAGGUGGCCGUAACAGACGCUGUGUGCAGCACGAAUAGCGGUGGGACCGAGUUGGCGACGGUUUAGGGAAUGGCAGGUCGAAGCCGCCGAAUAUGGUUCAGCGUUCUUCUGGGGCUGGUCGUCGGGUUCACGCUGGCUUCCAGACUGAUUUUGCCGAGGGCCACGGAGUUGAAGAAAGCUGGUCAGAAGCGCAGGGCAAGCUCCGGCGGCUGCGGGUUUCGCGGGGGUCUGAGGAGAGACUACAACGGCAUGCUGGUGUGGCAACCCCAAGAUAAAGGAUCCCAGGCGACGGUGAAGCCGGUGCCGAGAUCCAGCGACUUUCUGUUCGUCGGCGUGAUGACCGCGCAGAAGUAUUUGGACAACCGAGCAGUAGCGGCUUACAGGACCUGGGCUCAGACCAUACCUGGCAAGGUGGAAUUCUUCUCCAGCGAGGGCUCGGACACCUCCAUCCCCAUCCCCAUCGUGCCGCUGCGGAACGUGGAUGACUCGUACCCGCCCCAGAAGAAGUCCUUCAUGAUGCUCAAGUACAUGCACGACCACUACCUCAACCAGUACGAGUGGUUCAUGCGGGCCGACGACGACGUCUACAUCAAGAGCGACCGGCUGGAGAGCUUCCUGCGCAGCCUCAACAGCAGCGAGGCCAUCUUCCUGGGGCAGACCGGCAUGGGCGCCCGAGACGAGCUGGGCAAGCUGGCCCUGGAGCCCGGCGAGAACUUCUGCAUGGGCGGCCCCGGGGUGAUCAUGAGCCGCGAGGUGCUGCGCCGCAUGGUGCCCCACAUCCGGGAGUGCCUGCGGGAGAUGUACACCACCCACGAGGACGUGGAGGUGGGCCGCUGUGUGCGCCGCUUCGCCGGCGUGCAGUGCGUCUGGUCCUACGAGAUGCAGCAGCUGUUCUAUGAAAACUAUGAACCCAACAAGAAAGGGUACAUCCGAGAUCUUCACAACAGCAAGAUCCACCGGGCCAUCACCCUGCAUCCCAACAAGAACCCCCCGUACCAGUACCGCCUGCACAGCUACAUGCUGAGCCGCAAGAUCGCGGAGCUGCGCCACCGCACUAUCCAGCUGCACCGCGAGAUCGUCCAGAUGAGCCGCUACAGCAGCACCGAGGUCCGCAAGGAGGACACGCAGCUGGGCAUCCCCCCCUCCUUCAUGAGGUUUCACCCUCGCCAGCACGAGGACGUGCUGGAGUGGGAGUUCCUCACCGGCAAGUACAUCUUCUCCGCAGCCGACGGCCAGCCCCCCAGGAGGGGCAUGGACUCCUCCCAGAAGAUGGCCCUGGACGACAUCGUCAUGCAGGUGAUGGAAAUGAUCAACGCCAACGCCAAGACCAGGGGCCGCGUCAUUGACUUCAAGGAGAUCCAGUACGGCUACCGGAGGGUGAAUCCCAUGUACGGCGCGGAGUACGUCCUCGAUUUGCUUUUGCUCUACAAGAAGCACAAGGGGAAGGCCAUGACUGUUCCCGUCAGGAGACACGCCUACUUGCAGCAGACCUUCAGCAAGAUCCAGUUUCUGGAAGAGGAGGAGAUAGACGCCAAGGACCUGGCCAGCAGGAUCAACCAGGACUCGGGUUCCCUGUCCUUCCUCUCUAACUCCCUCAAGAUGUUUGUUCCUUUCAAACUCAGCGGGUCCAACCCAGAGCUCAAGGAGCCCAAGGAAAAGAAAAUCAACAUUUUGGUCCCGCUUUCAGGACGCUAUGAGAUCUUUGUCAGGUUCAUGGCAAACUUUGAAAAAAUCUGCCUCAUCCCCAAUCAGAACGUCAGGCUGCUGAUCUUGCUGUUCAGCACGGACAACAAUACAGAAAGAGUGAAACAGAUUGAACUGAUGAGAGAGUAUCAUAUCAAGUACCCAAAGGCCGAAAUGGAGAUCAAGGCAGUGUCGGGCACUUUUUCCCGUGCUCUGGCCCUGGAAGUAGGCUCGUCCCUUUUCUCCAACGAUUCUUUGCUUUUCUACUGUGACGUUGACUUAUUGUUUACAGCUGACUUCUUGAAGAGGUGUCGGGCCAACACGAUAUUAGGAAAACAAACGUACUUUCCAAUCAUCUUCAGUCAGUAUGAUCCAAAGAUCGUAUACGCGGGCAAGGUUCCAAGUGACAACCAUUACGUGUUCACUUCCAAAACUGGACUGUGGAGAUACUAUGGAUUUGGAAUUGUUUGUGUGUACAAAGGGGACCUGGUUCAAGCGGGAGGUUUUGACACCUCAAUCCAAGGAUGGGGUCUGGAAGAUGUGGACCUGUUUAACAAAUUUGUCCAGUCUGGGAUCAAACAGUUUAGAAGCACAGACACUGGCAUUGUGCAUGUUCACCACCCUGUCAUAUGUGAUCCUAAUCUUGAUGCAAAACAGUACAAAAUGUGCUUAGGGUCCAAAGCGUCAUCACAUGGGUCUACACAGCAGCUGGCUGAACUGUGGCUGGAAAAGAACAACCCAGGGUUCCGAGGAGUUGGCAGUAGCAAUAAUGGAUCAAUGAGGACCGUAUGAACCAGUCCGACCAGGUUUUUUAAUGUCGAGGUUUUUAUUGUUAUUCUUAACUAAUUUAUUUUUUCCAAAAAAAAAUGUUUUAUAAAAGGCUGUGCGCGGAUAUAUUUUAGAAGUAUUUUUUCUAAUACAUACAUAAAACCUUCCAGGAUGACAAAUUUGUGUUUUUUACAAAAAUUAAUGAAACACACCUUUUGCAUUUUUUUUUGCGGAUGAGCCUAAAACAAAGUUGAGCAGUGGAACAACAAAUAGUGAAUUGUUUAAGAAAUUUGCUUUGUAGCAGAUUGAGAAAUCUUGACGGUUCCGUGUUUGAAAGGAUGUAAAAAGUAAGAAAGCAUCCUGGCAACUUUGUGUUACUGAUGAGUUGUACUGCAGUUUUGCACUGCAUUAAGAGACUGGAUAAACGUCAAAUGUGCCCUGAUGGUUUUGUAAUGUAGGACCUAAGACUGGGUUCUAUAUUGAAAUAAUGCUGAAUCAUAUUUCAGAAGACAAGAGACAAGCCCCAAUGCUGUGAUUGCAGAAAUCUGUUUUUGGCUUUAAGCUGCUUAGUUUGAGGGAUGACCACCUGGCCAUAUGGACAAAGAUGUCAGAACCUCCCCACUCCCUCAGUAAACCAAGGGGUUUGGAGGGCAGAUGGGGGAAGUUAGUGUGAUGAACACCAGGAAACAGUGGUCUAGAAACCUGUAUUUAUACCCCAGAGCCAGUAAUCAGUAGAAGUUGGGGCCUGUCCUCCUCCUGAACUCUGAUUAUCUCCAUAAAAAUGUUACAAAAAUAUGAGAUUUACAUGCUGUUUAUAUAUGUGGCAAGUCUUGGAUUCUGAGAAGUGGUGUGAGGGUAAAUGUUUUUUUCUUUUUUUAAUGUUUACAGGAGGUUGCAUGAAGUUAAAAGUUUCACUUCAAUUGGGAAUUAUGGAAAGAAGAAUAAUGGUUAUUAAGGACCAUAGUUUUAUUAUUGAUUCUUUUCUUUAUUGGUUUUCACUUUUGACAAUGCACAGUAACACUGAAUUUUUUUUGUUAUAGUUUCACCUUUUUAUUUCUUCAAAAAAUGAAAACUGUGGUUUGUUUCCUCAGUUAAGGCUGUCUAAUUUAUUGAAUAUUCAUUCAUAGUUUUUCUCUUUAUCUGAUCAUCUGUUUAUGUAUUGUUACUUUUGUUAUAUUUGAAGGAUUGUAUAGCCUUCUUUUCACUGUUGUGGGUAGUGUUACUUCUUUUACAAAGUAAAUUGAUUUCCAAAGAGAGUUUUCGCAGCAGUUAUGCGGUAUUGUUUGUACAUGUCGUUCUUCUGCUGAAGAUGCCUACUGUAAACAGAGAUCAGAAGAACAGUAGGACUGUAACAAUCCUUGGGGAGAAACAUUCACUGGUAGGUUUUUCUAAUAAUCCAUGUUUUGAGAACAUUGUAACUUGCCAGUUAAGGUGUAGUAGAAUGUUCUCCUACCUCUGAUUAAGAAUCAUUCUGGACCUUUACCAAAACUCCUCUAAAGUUUUUGUGAAGUACUUCUGCUAGGUAGUCAAAGGGUGUGCUCUCCCACAAUACUCUUUUCUUUGUUUUGGGGGGCUUUGUUAUUUCUGUUCUCUUCAAACCCUGUUC
Messenger RNA from Lepisosteus oculatus (spotted gar), 6329 nucleotides. RefSeq names its product chondroitin sulfate synthase 1 (gene chsy1). Gene Ontology annotation, cellular component: Golgi cisterna membrane. Gene Ontology annotation, molecular function: glucuronosyl-N-acetylgalactosaminyl-proteoglycan 4-beta-N-acetylgalactosaminyltransferase activity. The record is from RefSeq and is a predicted model, not a curated record. Lineage: Eukaryota; Metazoa; Chordata; Actinopteri; Semionotiformes; Lepisosteidae.